Molecule: messenger RNA, 585 nt
Organism: Ustilaginoidea virens
Lineage: Eukaryota; Fungi; Ascomycota; Sordariomycetes; Hypocreales; Clavicipitaceae
Exons: 3
Coding region: 1-585 (194 amino acids)
Source: RefSeq, a predicted model, not a curated record
AUGGCCGCCGAGUACCAGCGCAUCCGCGCCGACCCGUCGUCCCGGCCGUGGUGCAGCGCCAUCCGCGCCGUCGUCGCCCGCCACGCGCCGGCCCUCGCGCCCGUCACCGCCGCCGUCUGCCUCGGCAUAGGCUCCUUCGACCCCGCCGACGGGGCGUGGGAGGCCAAGCGCCGGUCCUACGUGCAGCUGCUGGGCCUGGCCGUCAUGCUCGACGAGCUGGAAAAGACGCACGGGCGCAGGAUACGCUGCACGUUCCAGGAACCCGUCUUCACCGCCGCCGAUGUCGAGUUCCUCACGUCGCUCGGACACGUCGUCGUCGAGGCCCCCGCCGCCUGCGAGGCGCUGACCCCGGACUCGCUGCUGUACGGCAUCCAUCUCUACAGGUCGCUGUACGCCGAGGCGCUGCAAGUCGCCCUGCCGGCUGUCUACGUGGGGACGGGCUGGGACGUAUGGGAUCAAAUGCUCCCUGGGGUCGACGACGGCCUGCAGGGCAUCGAGACCAUGCACAAGACAUACCACAAGGCGCCAUUCCCGCAGGAGGGCACGGCGUUUUCCAGCACCUGCUUGUAUUGGCGGAGAGACUGA